AUGAUAAGUGGGCUAAGUAAGAAACAUCAACAAUCAACACAGCAAGAUGAUGAUAUGGGUAUUGACGUACACGAAUUGGCAAGGCAAACAUUUCAAUCAAAAGAAUUUAUUGAAGGUGUUUCAAGUUUAAUUAAACAAACUAUUACAUCUUUACAACAACGUGUCAAAUUACUGGAAGAUCGUAUAGAAAAAUUAGAAUCAGAUCAUAACCCUUUAGCUACAUAUGAUCGUCGUUUAAAUCUUCGUAUACAUGGAAUUCUAGAAGUACAAGGUGAAAAUGUCGAACCUUUAGUGAUUGAUACAUGUUCGAAUAUAGGUGUCAAUAUUACAUCUAACGAUAUUUCUGUUUGUCAUCGUUUAAUUCAUAAUGGACGUAAUAAUAAUCAAAAGCAACUACGAAAUCAAGCACCACGUGAAAUUAUUGUUCGAUUUAUCCAUUAUAAAACAAAAUCAAAUAUAAUGAUGAACAAAAAAAGUUUAGACAAAUCAUUAUCGAUCAAUGAAGACUCGAUACCACAUAACUAUAAAUUAUUUAAAUACGCCAAAUUAAAAUUAGAAAGAGCAUCAAAAAAGCGGCAAUUAAACAGUGAUGCUAUAGAUAAAUUAAUGACAUGUGUAAUUGAAUUUGAUACUUUUAUUUCAGUUGCAUUGAAUUUUAAAGAUGAUAUAGUAGACUUAUUUGUUAGUAACACAUAUGCUGAAUAUAAUGCUUUAAACGAAUUAAAAGCAUCAGAUACAGUAGCUAGCUUUGUUAAGACAAUUAUAAACAAACCAAUAGAAUUUGUUAUACAUAAAGGAUGGUUGUGGAAUUCCGCUGAAGUGAAACGAAAAACAUUCAAUAGAAAUGAACUAACGGAAAUAAUAAAAGCCGAAAUUAAUCGAAUUAGAUUGGACAGUUUAAAUGCCACAUAUAACUGUUCAAUUCGAGACAAACGAGUUCUUAGUAAGGAUAGAAUCAAUAAAAUCCAAAAAUGUUUAAUAAAUUAUCAAGAUAAUGAUGCUAAGUUUACAAAAUUGAUAUUUCAAUUAAUGAACAUAGCUAAUUCAACUAAUGAAAUUGAUUAA
Didymodactylos carnosus is the source of this 1065-nucleotide messenger RNA. The record is from the annotation of a GenBank genome assembly. NCBI's taxonomy places the organism in Eukaryota, Metazoa, Rotifera, Eurotatoria, Philodinida, Philodinidae.